AUGAGGGAACCGACGGGCAACGAGGACGUUUACAACGACCAGGACCGCCGCAGCCAAUGGACCGACUUCGUGGCGCUGGCCAGCUCCCACAUCGCCGAGGAGGAGCUGCUGCAGCAGCUGGACAGAGGCAUCGGGCAGUUCGGUUGGCGGUAUCCCGCGCUCUAUGAGGCGCUAUUUCGUCAGUUCCCCGCCGUAUACUACAUGCUGGAGCGUGCGAGGACCCUCGGCAUAACGUUUGGCUCGUGCAUGGCUGGCAGCAGCUCUCGGCGGCAGAGCCACAUCAAGAGAGCCGCCCGCGCUCAUGCUCUGACGCCGCGGAACGCAACGGCGGGUGGCAAUGGCGGCGGCGGCGGCGGCGACGACGACGACGAUGACGCGUGCCCUGCGCUCCUGGUCAUGGCCGGGAUGCAGCCCACCAUGUUCAUCUGCAAAGAUGCCAACUUUGGCGCGCCCUGUAUAAAGCUUGAAGUACCUCCUGGGAUGUGCGUUGACAUACCCGAGCCGUAUACACAACAAGGAUCCUCUUUUCAACCGAAUGAGGCGGCCGGCUCCUGCAUGCUAUAUGACGGACCGCAGUGCUCAGGGUUUAACAUUGCCAUCACGAGCAGUGUGACGCAGUUCGAACAGGGCCCCGACGACGGUAUCAACUGGAACGACCGAGGCUACUCACUCCUCUGCAAAGUGGCCCCAGACCUUGCGCCCGCAGCGCCGCUGCCGCCGCCCAUGGCAGAAUGCGAGAAAAUUAACAGGCUGACCAUCUUCUUCAAGCUAGGGAGCUUCGGCACGCCGGACAGACUCGACGCCAACAUUGGCGGCGUGCCCUUCUGGCUUGCGACGAAUCCCGCGGGGUACCUCAAGGUGUGGAAGACGGUCGACCUCAAGCAGGCCUUCAACAGUGCCAAUAUUCCCCUCAAGGAUAUCUCCGCCAUCGGAAUCCAAGCCACGCAAGAGAAGCUGAUAUUCUCGCGAUCCUUCAAACCUGUCUCUUAUACACAUCUAGAUGUGUAUAAGAGACAGGGGUACAACAAGGCACAACUACAUGUAGACGAGGUUCCUGACAAGCACGGGCGACCGACACUUAGAUGGGCCAACUCCGAGUCCGGCUGGAUCGGCCGCAGCCCUACCUUGGUCAGCCAGCAGGUCUGGAGCACCAAGAUCGCCCUCGGCGAGUGGCACCCAUCCGGAGGCUCGAGCCGCGAAGCGUACGGGCCAAAGGUCGGAAAGGACGAGCACUAG
Messenger RNA from Purpureocillium lilacinum, 1236 nucleotides. Lineage: Eukaryota; Fungi; Ascomycota; Sordariomycetes; Hypocreales; Ophiocordycipitaceae. The record is from RefSeq and is a predicted model, not a curated record.